Molecule: messenger RNA, 1097 nt
Organism: Dendronephthya gigantea
Lineage: Eukaryota; Metazoa; Cnidaria; Anthozoa; Malacalcyonacea; Nephtheidae
Product: methyltransferase N6AMT1-like
Exons: 7
Coding region: 297-929 (210 amino acids)
Biological process (GO): methylation
Cellular component (GO): eRF1 methyltransferase complex
Molecular function (GO): S-adenosylmethionine-dependent methyltransferase activity; protein methyltransferase activity; nucleic acid binding
Source: RefSeq, a predicted model, not a curated record
CUCUGGUAAUUGUGUCCAAAAAACGACUUGAUAAAAAGGUAUUAAUCCUAUGUUCAGUGAAUACCAAAUACACGAAUUCAAUCCUUGAGAUGGAUUAGGAUUAGAUUUAGAACCGAACCCGAAUUGACCAUUAUCUAAGUCUUAAUCCUAGCCUAAUCUCAGGGAUUAAAUUCGUGUAUUUAUGAUCUACUAAACAUGGAAUAAUUAUUGCCAUGAAAGGGACUAAAUGAAUCAAAAUGGAAUAAAUCAAGUGGAAGCAUUUAUAUUGAAUUAUGGUGGAUAUUUUUCUUGAGUAGAUGUUUUCAACUCCUGACUACAAUCAUGUUUAUUUAUACAAAGAUGUCUACGAACCGAGCGAGGACAGCUUCUUACUGCUGGACGCAUUGGAAAGCGAAGCGGAUUUUCUCUUAGGUUUAAAGCCUAGUUUAUGCUUGGAGGUUGGUAGUGGCAGUGGUGUUGUCAUCACAUUCCUGGCUUCAAUUCUUGGAAAUGAUCUUCAUUAUCUGGCAACAGACAUCAAUCCAAAUGCUUGUAUUUGUACCCAAGAAACAGCUCGUAAGAAUGGUGUGCCUAUCAGUGUGGUGAACACAAAUAUGUGUGAUGGAUUAAGAUUUCCUGCAGGCAGACAAGUGGAUAUAUUAUUGUUUAAUCCUCCUUAUGUAGUCACACCUUCGCAUGAGGUAUCUGAUAAUGGGAUUUCCGCUGCUUGGGCUGGAGGAAACAAUGGUCGAGAGGUCAUGGAUAAACUCUUUCCAAUUGUACCGAAGAUUUUGUCAGAAAAAGGAGUAUUUUAUUUACUUGUUUUAGAGGAAAACAAACCAGCUGAAAUUUGCAAUAUCAUGGCAUUGUUUGGAUUUGAAACCAAGACUGUUUUGAAAAGAAAAGCAAGGAAUGAGCAUCUGUUGAUAUUAAGAAUACAUCGACCCUAGGUUUUAGGAUAUUUAUUAAGGUUGAAAGCAGGGAUUUGUGUCUCAUGCAUGUUCCAUAAUAAUUUUAGCCAGGUUGAAUUUUAUUCAUGAGCGUACAGCUGUUCGAUAUGUCAUUAACAGUAGAGGAAUAUGUUCGUCUCAGUCUCGUCGAUGUUCUUUUACGAACAA